Molecule: messenger RNA, 1404 nt
Organism: Kalmanozyma brasiliensis GHG001
Lineage: Eukaryota; Fungi; Basidiomycota; Ustilaginomycetes; Ustilaginales
Product: Ribosomal protein L2, C-terminal
Exons: 1
Coding region: 1-1404 (467 amino acids)
Biological process (GO): cytoplasmic translation
Cellular component (GO): large ribosomal subunit; ribosome
Molecular function (GO): RNA binding; structural constituent of ribosome; transferase activity
Source: RefSeq, a predicted model, not a curated record
AUGUUCGCGCCUGCACUAGGCCGCGCCACCUUCCAGGCGCUGGCGAGGGCAAGCGUAGCAUCGACGAGCUCAGCGGUGGCCUUUGCACCUUCGUCAUCUCGUGUCCCAGCAGCUGUGCAGGCCUCGCUGCGUCAGACUCGAUCUUUGCACGCCGCAUCCUCGGUCACACAAGUCGUCAGCAACCCGCUGCCAGCACUCCCUUCCUCAUCAGGAGCACCUGCGAAGCGCACACGAAAAGAACGCAGAACCGAGAUGAAGCAGCAGCGCAAAGACGCCAAGCGCCGCGUUGCUGAAUCGUCCAUGUCUGCUCGAUUGGGUGUAGCCACCAACACGACAUCGCCGUUCGUGCGCAAAGAUCGACAGUUCAAGACGUACAAACCGAUCACUCGCUCCAUUCGGUGGUUGAGGCAGCCGCUCAACGAGCAUCUUCACAGCGGUGGACCCGUCCGCGCAUUGACGAUCGCCAAGCGCAGCACGGCGGGCCGUAACCACCAUGGACGUGUGACGGUGCGUGGUCGUGGAGGUGGACACAGGCGAAGGAUUCGAUUGGUCGACUUCUACCGUUGGGAAUCCGGAGAGCAGGAGGUGGUACGCAUCGAAUACGAUCCCGGUCGUAGUGCGCACAUUGCUUUGGUGCAGCACAAGCUGACGGGUGCGCAGAGCUACAUCCUCGCCCCUGACGGACUGAGGGCGGGUGACACGGUGCAGAGCUAUCGACAGGGGAUCAAGGGUGACGCGGCCAAGGCGGCCACUUCGACGAGCAAUGUGGUAGACGAGAUUGUCUCUUCGCCCGAUGGCACUCCUCUCUCUACGGACCCUGCGGCACCUCAGACCGCAGCUGCACCAGGAUCAGCAAGCAGCUCGUCGCUCGACCUGGGUAUUUUCCGCACGCAAGCCAUUCGACCGGGCAACUUCCUGCCUCUCCACCUUAUUCCCAUCGGUACAACGAUCCACUCGAUCACGAUGCACCCGCUCGGACCGGCCAAGAUGGUGCGUUCAGCGGGGACGUUCGGUCAGCUGGUGGCCUUCUCCGCACGCACCGGUGCAGGCGAAUCGCACGCUCAAGUCCGUCUGCAAUCCGGCGAGGUCCGUCUCAUCCCCAGCACCUGCUGCGCCGCCAUCGGUACCGUCAGCAAUAAGGACCACCAGCAUCGUCGCCUCGGCAAGGCGGGUCGAAGCCGAUGGCUCGGCAGGAGGCCCAAGGUGAGAGGUGUGGCGAUGAACGCUUGCGAUCACCCGCACGGUGGUGGUCGAGGUAAGAGUAAGAGUAACAUGCACCCGAGGAGCAUUUAUGGACACCUGACGAAGGGUGCCAGGACGAGAAAGCCGGGUACUAGGGGUGGAAACCAGAUGGUGGUCAGAGAGAGGCCGAGGAGGAACGGAAAGCGAUUGGGCAAGCCUUAG